Molecule: messenger RNA, 3969 nt
Organism: Stylonychia lemnae
Lineage: Eukaryota; Ciliophora; Spirotrichea; Sporadotrichida; Oxytrichidae
Source: the annotation of a GenBank genome assembly
AUGGAUUAUUUCAAUGGGUAUAGAGAGUUAGCUACUUCAUGUCCUGCUACUACUUACCCAAUAAUAUUGGGUGGAACAAAUGCAAAUACUGCUUUUACUGAUUUAGACACAGAUCCUUCAGGCAAUAUUGGAAUUGGAGGGUACACCUAUGAUAGCGGAUUACUUGGGAUACCAUAGAACAAUAUGUAGCCUAUUAUAGCAAUGAUCAGUCCAGGAAGCACAUAUUUAUGGUCAAAGACUAUAAAUUUAGUUGGAUAUAUGACAAGUAAUGGAUAUUAUAUGCUAUUAUCUUUUCAACCUGGAACAGUAAAUGCAGACUCCUCUUAUUACAAUGGAAUUUAAGGUGUAGCAAUAAGUGGAGAUACUAGUUCAGAUGAGUUCAAUUCCGGAACUGUUACUCUCGCUUCUGAUUAUAGUAUAAAUUUACCUUCUGAAGUAGUGGAAACAACUUAAAUUCGAGGAAUCAAUUCACAAUCUUUAGAGCUACUAUACCAAGAUGCUUCUUGGUUGGGAUUAAAACUAAUGAGUAUAAAUUUUCAAACAUUAGUCUGUACAGUAUAAACCAUUACUAUCUUCGCAUCAAAUACAAACAUGAUCUAUAGUUCAAAAUACUUAACAACAUAAGGAGGCUAUCAUUUUGUAGGUGGUUUCUAUGAUUUUGGAGGUGGACCUACUGGUGUUGCUGAUUAAACUUUUAAUCAGUAGAUAGGUGCUAUUCUCCCAUUUCUUUCUAGCCAUAGAUGCUUAGGAAGUUAAGAGUAGACUGAAGUUAUUGCACCAACAAUCACUAUAGAUUUAAAUCUUGCUUCAAUUCAAGGCAUGACUUAUACAACAAGCUCAUAUUAAUUUUCUUACAGUACAUUAACUUUAAGCACAAUAGCCUCAAAUACAGUCAGUUUAACUACUUGUGGAGCAUUAAAUGCUUAUACUUUUAGCCCAAAAACAACUCAAACAGGAAUAUAUAUGAUUGGAUCUUCAUAAACUUUUACGAUGGCUCUAUAUACCAUAGAUUGCAAUCUAGCAACACUCACAUAGCAAAUAAGUUUCGAUGCUUAAUUAUCUGAUUCAGUCUUUGCAACUUCAACAGUUUAUACCAUUGAUAAUAUCAACUCACAAAUCAUCUUAAAUACUGCUGAUGCUAUCUAUGAUGGUUAUACUAUUGUUUUUAAACUAUCAGCAUCGGUUGAAUAAACAUGGUAGACCGCCUAAUACAAUUACGAAAUUCUUUUUUAGCAGUAUGCUUGUGAUAAAGUUGCAAUAACAACUUAUACUGUACCUGAUGUAACAUAUUUUUUAAGCUAUGGUGAUGGUUAUAUAAUAGCAGAUAUCAAUUGGCCAUAAACCUAAGAAGCUUCAUGCCCGUAUUCAUCUGAGAUCGUUGUAACAAAUAUCCAAGAUGGCCUAACAUACUAAACUAUAAGAAAAAUUGACAUUUCAAAUCCUACUCAUUUUCAAAUUUAAUCGCUUGGACUAACUUUAAUUGGGAAUUAUCGAGUAAGCAGAAAUCUUUACACUUCUUCAUUUUAUGUAUAAGUCACAGAAGAAUGCAAGGUCAAUUAGAUUUAUGCUGUAGAUGAGACAUAUUAUAUCUUCACUGUUGUACAGAGCUAUUCAGAUUUACCUUUUUACAGCUAUUUAAACUUGAAGGAUAUAAAACUUCCAAACUAAAUUCAAACUAAGAUUUAUCUAUUCAAAAAUCAGAAUCUUGCUCUAUAAUUUUUCUAAAAAUUUGAGUUGUCAAUUAAGAUAGGUGAGGCUACAGAAUUUACAUAAUUUGAAAACUUUGUACUUAAUUUUUAUCCCACUGAAAAACAUUAGCUGAAAUCAUAUGAGAUAUAAUACUCGGUGGCUAGUCUAAUGGAAAAACAAUCAUAUACUGGAACAUUUAAAGUAGAUGUGGGUAUUUAUAUCCGUACAAAUUAAACAGAUAAAUCAAUUGAAAAAAUCAAUGGAGGAUAGGAAGGAACAAUUUUAAAUUCAAAAUUAAAACGAAUUAUCACAGCUAAAAUUAUUUCUAUGAGCUUUAGAAGUGUAGCAACUAUCAGAUUUAAUGAUACAUUAGCUCUAGACCAUUAAAUAAGCAAUAUUGAUUUCCAAAAAUUUUUGAAAAUUGAAAUUAGAGAUGGAUUAAGUGAAUUGGUAGAUUAUCAAUUCUAGAAUGUUACAAAUUUUUAUGGUAUUUCUUAUGAUGGUAUAGAUCUUAAAUUGCAAUUAGAAUUCUCUUAUCCUGAAAGUAUUUCUCAAUAAUCUAUUUUCAAUGAAGAUGCUCUGGCGUAUGAUGAAUAUCCUCUAAUUGAUAGUAAAUUUACCUUUGAUGGGAUUUAAUUUACCCUCAAAUGUUAUUUUGUGCUUUAAACAGCUAUUAUGGGUAUUUUUUAAGGUCCUAUCAGAUUAAAUUACAAAAAUAAGAGUAUACUUGUCAAUGUUGGCUAUAUAUUUAUUGGAUUAAUACUUUUAGUCUUAUUAGGAUUGUUAAUGUUUCUCUUUAAAAAACUAAGUGAUAAAUAUGAAUUAGUUAUUUAACUUUUAGUAUCAGUGCUUGCAUAUCACUUUAAUACGUAAAAAUUCAGUGAUAAAAUUAAUAUUUAGCUUUCAAAUGGAUAUGAAAGUGAUGAUUAUGAAAUGACUAUAUCAGGUUUGGUUCUUAUUGUAAUGUUCAUGAUGCCUUUUGCUACUUAUGCUUUUCUAUUAAUAAAUAAAGAAAGACUAUUUGAAAGAUCUUUUAAAAAGAGAUUUGGGUCAUUUUAUCUAGAUCUUGAUAUCAUCUAAAUUUUAUUCAACCUUAUAAUUGCCCUUGGUACAUUGGCAAUUUAGAUAAACUAUAUGCCUUUGGAUACUAGAUAAGGAAACAACUUCGAAAUUUUCAAUGAGCUUUAGUAUUUCACGAUCUUGUCACUUAUAUUGAUUUUAGUGGGUGACAUUAUUACUGAUAUAGAAAUACGCUAUUCCUUAGGAUGGGCAAUUGUAAUAAUGGUGAUAAACUUCAUAAUCCUUAACUGGGGUUAUCUAUUUGUACUAAUGGGGAUCUCAAUAGUUAAGUACUCAAGAAUUUACUAUAGAAGAUUCCUAAUGAUGAGAGCAUUGAAAAGAAAGGUAAAAAAGUUGUUUAACUAUCAUGUUUAAAAUUAACUUGAAAGCACAUUAGUUCUUGAAAAAUUAUAGAAAAAAUUAGAACAAAUACCAGCAGUUGAUAUACAGGUGAUGGAAUUUUCAUAAUCAAAAAUAUUACAUGAUGCUGAAUAAGUUGAUGAAAUAAACUUUACAUAAGAGGAGGAAAAUGAUAGGAAUGAGUAAGAUAUGAUAACAAAGACUCCUAAAAAAACUAAAUAAAUAAUUAGGAAUGCACAAGGCCAUGUAAAUUAUAAAUUAAAAUCACCAUCGCCAUCUUAAUUAUCAGUGAGCUAAAAAAAUCUAGAUAAUAAUGGAGCAAUUGCAAGAAAUCCCGCAAGCCCACAAAAAAUACCUAGUUUAAAGUAUAAAAAAGCUAAAAGCCAUCGGAUGAGUAACAAAAAGCUAGCAGGUCCAACAAAAAAUUUCAUGAAAUAAGAAUCAUUACCAAUAUCUGAUAGCCAUUUCUCAAUGCAGAAUGGAAUUUUUAUAUCUUAAAAACAUCAGCCAAAGAGCAAAUAGUUUGGCAUUUCUCUCAUUUAAAAUCAUUUGCAAAGAAAUAACUACAUAGAUACUCUAGGCAGUGAUGAAGAACUUACAGGCAGACAUAAUAAGGAGGAGGAUAAAAUGUCUUUUUAGCAUUAAUAGUCUUAAUUUAGUAAGGCUAGUAACAGAAGUAAUAAUAUCUCGCCAGGAAUACUACACAGAUAAACAUAAAUUCAAAUAUCCAGUCUGGUAAAUCUUGCACCAGUUUUUAGAGAAUCAUAAGAUAAAGAUGAAUAGAAAACAGAUGAAAAUAGACUAGAUGAGCUGAAGAAGAGGCUUGCUAGGUACAACAUUGAAAAACAUUCCAAAUAAUGA